This is a messenger RNA of Fundulus heteroclitus (mummichog), 6258 nucleotides long. Its product is annotated as RAS guanyl-releasing protein 1. The transcript has 6 exons. Gene Ontology annotation, biological process: protein phosphorylation. Gene Ontology annotation, molecular function: protein serine/threonine kinase activity; ATP binding. Bases 2958 to 3944 code for a protein of 328 amino acids. NCBI's taxonomy places the organism in Eukaryota, Metazoa, Chordata, Actinopteri, Cyprinodontiformes, Fundulidae. The record is from RefSeq and is a predicted model, not a curated record.
AGGGCAACACGGAGACACUCAGGAUAGAGAACAAUGCACAUGCACAACUGAAAUGCAUUUCCAUUACAUCAAAAGGUAUUUUGGGGGAGUGGUGGAGCAGUGGCUAAAGCAGGGUGCUAGCAUUUUGCAAAGGAUGCAAGUUCUUUGGCCUUGAGCAAAACCCUCAAUAUGCUCCUUGAGUGCAGUACAUUGGCAGUGCAUUGCUCAGUAAGACACGGGUUAAAGGCGGAAGGCAAAUUUCAUUGGAAUGUAGAAAAGUUGCAACAACGAUAAUGAAAAAUGAUCAUCAACCCGUGACAGACCCCACAUUUCAAGGUAUUCAUUUGAAAAUACAAGAACUGUGCUGUUUCGUCUUCACUUUGUGCUUUUGCAGUUUUUCUCUUUUCGUACCUGACUGUUUUGUGUAUAAAAAGGAGUCGCCUGGCAAAGUAUAUUUUAUACCAAGCAAGCGCCGGUCCAUAACCGGGAUGUCCACAAACCAGAUGUGUCACACUCUACAUGCAUAAUGCUCAGUAAGUCACCUUGAACACACCAUCCCCUCAUUGAAACAUGUUGGCAGCAUCCUGCAUUGGCAAAGAGCUUCAAUGGUAGGGAAUGUGAAGCAGGUCACAGUGGAAGGAAAGAUUGAUUGAAGACUCACUCUCCAGCUGGAUAACCAUGCAACCAGAUCAUAAAUGGUUGAUGGUAGUUUAGUGUUCUCAAACCCCAGUCCUCAGGGGAUAGUGUCCUUUAACUCUUUAGCAGGACUUUGAGCCAUACUAUAAACUUGAAUGUACACUAAGGAUUUGAUUCAGAUGCGUUGAACCAGCGAUGUACCUAAAAAUUGCAAAACAUAUGAGACCUUGAGUUUGACUCAGUAUAUUAAUUUGCAAGGCCCCAGUUGAGUUCUUGGUAUACCUUAAGAUACUUCAAAUCAAGUUUAUUGAUUUUCCCCCACUGGCUUGGAGGGUUCCAGAGCUCUUAAAUUUAAGAUGUCUUCUUCUUGCACUGGGAAGUUACAGAAAACCCUCAGUGUGCAAAUUCUGACUGAGAAACCAUGUCCAGAUUCCAGUAUUUAGAGUGGGUUUUUCUCUAAAAGCUGUAGGUUUAAACAGGUUUGCAUCUCACCCAAGCAUUUGCACACACAUUUCUGCAAAAUACGCAAUUUUGAAUAGGCUUAUUUAAUGUUUGAAUGCAUAAAAUGGAACAACAUACAUAUUUAUCUGCUUGUAUGGCUAAUUUUAGUUAGAACCACAACAAGUUGCAUACUUUCCUUUAUUAAAUUGCUAUGGAAAAUAUUUAGAAUUUAAGAGUUGUAGCAAUAUUUUAAUACAAAUGUAAUAAAGUCUUCACUUUAAAACCUUGCCUCUCCCCUCUGACUUUGGCAAGUCUCACUCAUACUUGUGCCUGCCUUGUUCCUUAGAAUAUCCCCAGAGAGUCACAACCUAAAUCCAGAUGAGAAACUGGGUAAACGUCACCCUCGUCUCACCAUCCUCACAGUGACACAUGGUGGCAGCGUCAUGCUGUGUGGUGAUGCUUUUUGUUCAUCAGGGAAGCUAGUUAGCAUUGAGACAUUCAUGGUUGUUUUGGAAGGAAAACUGAUAGAGGCUGUAAAAUGAGACUGAGGAAAAGGGUCACCUUUUUGCAGGAGAGUGGUUCUAAACAUAGCCUACAAAGCAACAGUGGAAUGGUUUAAAUUGAAUAAAACCAUGAGUUAGAAUGGUCCAGUUAAAGUCCAGGCAAAAACUAUUGGGUAAGAUAACUGUCAAUAUAAAUGUAUGAAUCUGUAAAAGUAAGUCAAUAAAUUGUGAAUGAAUUUGUAUUUGUUCUUGUUUGUAAAUGCAUACGUAUACGAGCAAUAUCAGAUGUUUCCUCUGUGAGAAUACAGGUUAAAAAGUUACAACCUACAACCCCUUAUGAAGCUAUUACACACCCUGCCACUUGGAGGAAGUAAUGACAAGUGAGAACAGAUGUUUCAUCAGUGAGAAUGCAAGUACUGUUUUCUUCUUCUUUCUCUUCUUCUUGUUUAAUGGCAGUUGGUGAAAAACAUUCAAGUGCAUUACCGCUACCAACUGCUAAGGAGUGUAAAACAGCUUCAUUGUAGAUUCAUACUCGCAAAUUUGGGAUUCGUACUCGGACAUUUGGGAUUUGUACUUCUAAGUUGGAUUUGUAAUCGUACAUUUGUGAUUCAUACUCGUAAAUUCGUGAUUUGUACCGUUGUAAAGUGGCAACUCUAUGACUUGUAUUCGUAACUUCUAAACUGGUAUUCUUACAGAUGAAAAGAUGUGAUGUCACACAUGAGUCGACAACCAGGAACAGAUGCAAAUCUUCAAUUUAUUCACGUUUAUUGACUUGCAUUAACAAAUUCAGACACCUACGCAAACGUUUAUAUUGACAGUUAUCUUACCCCAUACCAAACCCAUAUAAAAAACAAUUUGCAGGUAAAUAAUUGGAAACUAAGUCUCAUCGCCUUCCCACUUCAGUUAUGCAUCAGACUGUGUUGUUGUUUUUACAUGGAAUCCCAACUAAGUUUGCGGAUGCUGCGUGACAAAAUGUGAAAAAACAAAAAACUAAUGAGACAUCUUUGCAAGGCGCUGUAUAAUCAGGAUGAGCAACAAUUCUGGCUGGACCACGACACAAUAGAAGUCUGCGUUUGGUGGCAACAACCUUCAGCUGAUCACUUGUUUAAACAUGUAAAGGAGGAUAUUAGCCUGUUAGAACAUGAGGCCUGACUCAAGGGGAAAUAACCAGUGGAGAGAGGGAGAGAGAGAGGGAGAGAGGGAGAGAGAGAGAGAGAGAGAGAGAGAGAGAGAGAGAGAGACCAUUCAAAGUGAGUGAGUGACAUGCCCAACAGCAGUGCGGCCGCCCACUCUCUGACAGGCUGGGUGAAUCUUAAUUGUGCAAUGUUCAUUGACGAGUCAGCACAAUGCUGCUGAGACCGCGGAGGCGCACCGAGCCGAACCGAGCCGAGCGAUGAAAUGCUCCCACCGAGGAGGACCCAGAUGGACAGCCUGGUUCAGCCGCUCGUCGCCCAGUACCUCGCCAUGGGAUGUCAGUCAAAGGAGAACCAAAACGAAAGCAUAACGACAGACGACAAGGGGAAAGACGAUGUGAGGGUGACUUCAGGAUGUACCCUUAACAGAUCUAGAAUUUCGCCUCCCAGCCGUCACCGGUUCCACAAACCCGUCCCAACCCAUGUCACCCCAAACAAACCAAUAAUGUCUCUAGGACACCUCACCAAAGGGGGAAGUUGGGAAGAACUCAUCCAGGCCUGUCUGGACUCGUUUGGUAAGUCCAUGCUGAUAGUAUUGGCCCCAUUUUGUAUCCAUUUAUGGGUUUUUCUUUCUGCAUAUUUUUCACAGUUAUGGGGUGUCAUCAAGCAAGGCUACAAAUGCAGGGACUGCGGCAUGAACUGCCACAAGCUGUGCAAGGAUCAGGUGGCUUUCGAGUGCAAGAAGAACACCAAAGCGGCCAACGCCGUUGACAGUCCGACGCCAAGCUCCACACCUGUUGCAACGAGCACUUCAGAGGGUUCAGAAGAGUGUCCUUUCCCUCACUCAUCAGAUGUGAGGAGGGACUGGAGCCCAGAAUCUCCCAUCACCCCCAUCUGGAGGCCUGCUACAGUCCAUAGCUACACCCAGACAGAGGCACCUCAGCUAUCCUCCAUCACUCCUGAAGCCAGCCGCCUUCCGUCUUCUCUCCUAGUCCCCAUCCCACCCAGCCUGCCCUCCUGCCCGAGCCCCGUGCCCCUGAGAAAACAACGAUACUGUGCCAAGUGGGAAAACAGAGCCUCCAUCAAACCCAAAGAGCCGAUGGAGGAGAACAAACCCACCUAUGAAUCUCUGGAAUGCGAAAACCUGAGGCUACGUAGGAAACUCAAAGAGGCAGAGCGAGAAGUGGAGAUUUUGAAGGCUUUGUUGAAAAGACACGCUCUCCAUCCCGUGGAGGAGGACUCCUCUUCUUAAACUUAAACCUCACCACAGAGACUUGUGCCGCCCCCCUAUGGUGGAACAUAUUAUUUCUAUUUAUUGGUCAUGGGCAGUGUGUUUUUCAAGUAAAGGUGCAUCUCAAUAAAUUACACAAUUGAAAAGUUAAUUUCAGUAAUUUAACUAAGUGACAGUGAAACUCAUAAAUUAUAAAGAUUCAUCAUACAUAGAAUGAAUCGUGGCUUACCUGCAAGAAAACCCCCCAAAAUGUAGUGUCUCUCUAUUAAGAAAGUGGUAUGGUAUGUCGUACACAAUCUGGAAGACUGCCAUCAGUCUGACAGAUGUCUAACAGACACAAGUAGGGAAUUUAACAAAACCUAAUAGCCAUUUACCCAGUGCUAUAUUCAAUCGCAAAUGUGGAAAAUUAAGUGGAAGGAAAAACAAUGUUUGAAAAUGGUCCACAAACAACAGGGGGGGAAAGCAGGCUUGAAAGGAUUCUGAUGCAAAGCCUAUUUUAACAGCUUUCCGGAGUUUUGCAAGACGUGGACUGCAGCCACCACACACAGACACAUAUCCCUCUGCAUUUAAUGGCUCUGUGCAAUAUAUGAGUUUCACUUUUUCAAUUGAAUUACUUAAAUAACUAAUUGUUUAGGAUGAAUCUGUAUACUGAGAGUCAGGUGACUUGACAUAAUGUGAUAAAAAGUGAAAUGAUGUUUUAGUGCUGAUGGUGUAAGGAUCUGUUUAGCAACUACAUUGCAGGAUGAAUCAACAAUUUGUUAAUGAUCUUUGAUGGCAUGCAUCAAAAUGACUCUACAUUACGGAACCAAUUUGAACAGUUACAGCCAGGCAUGGGCCAGUAUGAGAUCUGGAUAUAUUAACGCCGAGUAAAAAUACCACAGUUUAGAGAACUGAAAUCAAAAACAUCCCUGUUACAUUUUUAGAGUCCAGAUCCUUCAUUAUGGGAAAGCACCGACCUUUGGCAUGAGAACAUGGAUUGUAAUAGCUAAAACAUGUCAAUAACCAUAAGAACUCUGCAGUUGCAUACACUAACUUAAGGGGAGAAAGCUGAAAUUUAAAUUAUAAUGGUGAAAUUCCAGGAUUUAACAUACGAGAAUGUAUAGAAAGCUGCUUUUGUUCCUGUUUAAUGGUGGCUAUACCUUUUAUUUAUUGUUUUUUUUUAAACCCAUUGGCGUAUCGGAUAAACACUUGCUAGAUCAAGUGGAGGUUUUCAAAUGUUUAUUACAUGAAUAUCACUGCCUAUUUUUUCAAUGUUGCUCUUAAUAGAGUAACAUAAGUAUAAAUACUCCUGCUAUCUGUUCAGGUAGCUUGACUACAUUAAUCUCCUUGGUAAUUGUAAUUUUAGGAGCACACCUACCUUAAUAGCAGUGAUGGGUGGAGCUUUUUCAGCUUCCUCACCACGUCUGUUCAGAAAUAUUUCCAACCAGCAGAACCUGUCUUUCCGUUAAGUAAGAAAAAAAACUGCAGUAGCCUUCUUUCAGCCAGCUGACCAGCAGUGCGCAGCAAAUGGGGGAACGGCUCUAUGCCCCAAACAAGCUGGAGAAAAUUCAGUAGAAACAGGUUGGAUGGAAAAAAUAAAUACAUUUUGAACAAACCCAUGCCUAUUCAGGGCAAAUUAGUCCUUUUCUCACAGACGUGGGUAUUUCUCACAUCUGGUGAAAUAAUUAAUUUUGUUUGUUUUAAAACCCAUGGAAGACAAGCCAUGAUCCAUUCAGCAAGUGCAGUAUUUAAGAAAAUACAGCAAAAAACGUGUUUGAUCAAUUCUUGAUCAGUAAGUGGACUUACAUAUUUAUGUUAAACAUAAUGAAGCAGAAACUGGUUGAUGCAAAAGAAAAACAAUGUGAGCAGCAGGAAGCAUAUGACAGAUGAGUUACUACCAGCGAUGGCAAGAUCAUAUUUUACCUGCUGACAAAAAAAUUCAUGACUCCAAUCUUCAGAACUGCUGUUGCUUUGUAUUACGUUUUUUUUUUUUUUUCUUUUCAGUGCAUUGCUAAUAUUUAUUGUCUGACACACUACACAGUUCUUAAACUGCAUAAGAAAACGUUAUUUCUUUGUACACAGUAGUGGUACUUUUGCUGACUUAUUUAUGCCCUUGCAUCUUGACUUCAUAUUUUUUUUUGUUGUGCAGCUGUAUCAUUCUAUUAUUAUGUGAUCUACUGUAGCAGUGUUGUACUGUGAAUAAUGGUCAAGAUCCAUGUUUUUGUAUUGUGCCUAAUGAACUGUAAAUACAAAGUAUUCACAUAUUAUGCCAUAUCAAUUAUGUCUAGUUUAACCCACUCCCCCUGUGUUGUUCUCUUAUUGUUCUAAUAAAAAAUGUGCACUCUGAAUUAAAAAA